AUGGGGAACGUAUCGCCCACGCCCCACCAACUGCUGGUAGAAGCCGCGAUCUUUUGGAGUAUUGGGACGGUUCUCUACAUUGGCCGAAUCGCCUCCCGGUUAAUGUUAAAUGUAUCAAUCCAGGGGAUAUCAUGGGACGAUUAUGUGAUGACCGCAACAUUUUUAAUGUAUACAGCCUUGCUGGUGUUGAUUCAAAUCUCCGCAAAAUACGCGACAAACCUAAUGGACCCGAGCGAGUACGAGGAGGUACUCUCUGACCCCCAUCAAGUUCACGACCGCAUCCUCGGAAGCAAAAUUGUUAUUGCGCUGGAACAGUUCUGUCUGUUGAUACUCUACUGGCGGAUUACCAAAAACCUGGCCUCGAACCUUUAUGUCAAGAUUCUCGCAGCUUAUGUGGCGCUUGGUUUUGUCGUAAUUAUGGUUACUUACUACGCCGUGUACUGCCGACCCUUCUCACAAUAUUGGGCGUUGCCAGUGUCGAAUUUGCAGUGCGCCACCUACCAACACUAUUCCAUCACCCAGGCGGUUUUCAAUAUUUCAUCAGACGCCUUCAUGUUUGCCAUUCCGAUACCGCUUAUCGUCCACGCGAAGCUUCCACUACACCGGAAGAUGCUGUUACUCUGCGUGAUGAGUCUGGGUUUGUUCACCAUCAUUGCCGCCAUCCUGAAUAAAUACUUCAACUUUGCCUCCCCCUUGACCACUGUGUACCAGAUCUGGUAUAUACGCGAGGCUAGCACUGCUAUCUUUGUCGCCAAUAUGAUGUGCUGGUGGCCGCUCCUUCGGAAGCUGUUCGGUGCUAGAGCCUUCCAGUACCACAGUACCCCUGGACGGCCAUCCCGGAGCACCAACAACAAAGAAAACAAUCCCUACUCGAAGACCGUUAGCUCGCAGUCCCGCGCAUCGUUCUCGUUAACCCGCCCUUUUCAUUUCUCUCGACCCGGUUUCCGCAGCUCGGCAAAGGAUACUACGCUCACUGGACACAGCAAUGCGGGAAACACUAGUCGGGAAGCGAUAAAUAUGCCCACGGGUGGGAUCAUGGAGGAUCCGGAACGCGUGGAUGAUGUUCCACUCCAGGUUUGGGGCAAGGGUAACGAACGAGGCACCGAUGUUGAAAACCUCGCGACCCAGAAGUCCAUCGCAAAGUUUGAACAACGGGAUCAGGGCGCAGAGGUUCCUCUUGGGGAUCGCAUUUACUGUACUCGCGAGUUUGACAUCCGCUCUGACUCCAGGAGCGGACACCCGCCUACAUGA
This is a messenger RNA of Penicillium verrucosum, 1251 nucleotides long. RefSeq lists its product as uncharacterized. The coding region runs from base 1 to 1251 and encodes 416 amino acids. Lineage: Eukaryota; Fungi; Ascomycota; Eurotiomycetes; Eurotiales; Aspergillaceae. The transcript is spliced from 5 exons. The record is from RefSeq and is a predicted model, not a curated record.